Molecule: messenger RNA, 183 nt
Organism: Cladocopium goreaui
Lineage: Eukaryota; Dinophyceae; Suessiales; Symbiodiniaceae
Source: the annotation of a GenBank genome assembly
AUGGCAGAGCGGGCGGCGGACAAGGCCUUGGCAUCAAAGGCCCCAUUGCAGGAUGAAACGAUGCGCUGGGCCCUGCGCUUCUGCAUCCUGGGCCACCGCUCCAUGGAUGUUCCAAAGAAACAUUCCUUGGAAGCGAUGCUGGCCCUGCUUGCCGAUUUUCUUCGCGAAGGCGCGGGUCGAUAA